This is a messenger RNA of Dermochelys coriacea (leatherback sea turtle), 2869 nucleotides long. RefSeq names its product MYC proto-oncogene, bHLH transcription factor (gene MYC). The coding region runs from base 1088 to 2314 and encodes 408 amino acids. The transcript is spliced from 4 exons. Gene Ontology annotation, biological process: regulation of transcription by RNA polymerase II; positive regulation of cell population proliferation. NCBI's taxonomy places the organism in Eukaryota, Metazoa, Chordata, Testudines, Dermochelyidae. The record is from RefSeq and is a predicted model, not a curated record. Gene Ontology annotation, molecular function: RNA polymerase II cis-regulatory region sequence-specific DNA binding; DNA-binding transcription factor activity, RNA polymerase II-specific; protein dimerization activity.
GCGGGCGUGAGAAUCCUUUUUGCAGCCAAAGUCAGUAGUGAAGUACUGAGUCCCUGGCUAAGAAUUUGCAUUUCCUGCAGCGAACCAGAGGCCUCUGAUUUUUUUUUUUAAUUUUUUGCAAGGUCUAAGUGUAGCAGUUACGUCACGAUAACUGCAUUUUAACCAAUAGCCCCUUUUCUCGUUGCCCUGCACCGUUCCUCUCAGUGCACACCUGAGGAGCGACGCCUUCCAAACGUUUACAGCCUUUGUUUAACAAAGCAGCGAAAUGGCAAUCGAUGGGUUCCUGCCUCUUGGGAGGAAAGCUGGGGAGGCGGUGCGCGACUUGCAAAAUGAAAAAAACAAAAACCACAACAACAACAACCAAAACCCAGUAAACAGCGCUCCAGCCCAAGGAUCAGCGGCGGCAAAGCUGGUCACCGUGUUGCACGAGGAGGGGUUGUAUUUUCUGGUGCAUGGGUGGAAAGGAGGCCGGGGCGCUAUCCGGGGUGCAGGAGCAAUUGCAGCGGCCCCGUUAACUCCUCUCUCGUGUUCUUCACUAUGUUUACUUCCGUUUCUCUCGCUGCUAGUAGCGCCUGUUGUGCUGCAGCGCCGACCUGCUACGCUACAAGCCCAAGUCCCCGUCCCCGCUAGCCGUGCUCGCUGCCCCGCCUCUUCGCUUUGGCGGGAAAGGCGGAGCCCUCUUAUAAAAGCAGCUGUGCAGGGAGCCUGCUUGCUCUGUGCAGUGCCGAAAGGGAGGGAGACGGGCUCGCACGGUAGCCGCCGCGGUGCCGCCUCCCCGCCAAGCGCCCCCCCCCGCCCUCGCGCCGGCCGGCGGGCGCUUGAAACUAGAGCGAGCGAAGUUCAGCCUGCCCCGGACGCGGCGGCGCUGCCUUGGGACUUACAAUUCCGUGCGCGAGGGGCUGGCGCUUCUCCUCCCUGCUGCUUUGGGGGGGGGGAUAAUUAUUGCGGGACGGGUGGGGUCGUUUGUCCCCCUCCGCUUUUUUUUUUGAGCCGUCUUUAGUCCGUCGCCCCCCUCCUCUCUUUUCUGCCCCCCCCCCCGCUGCAUUUCCGAGCCGGUGCAUCGGAGGAACCGGCACCAGCCGCCGCGAUGCCGCUGACCUCGACCCUCCCCAGCAAGAACUACGAUUACGACUACGACUCGGUGCAGCCCUACUUCUACUUCGAGGACGAGGAGGAGAACUUCUACCUGGCGGCGCAGCAGCGGGGCAGCGAGCUCCAGCCGCCCGCCCCCUCCGAGGACAUCUGGAAGAAGUUCGAGCUGCUGCCCACGCCGCCCCUCUCGCCCAGCCGCCGCUCCAGCCUGGCCGCCACCUACUUCCCCUCCACCGCCGACCAGCUGGAGAUGGUGACCGAGCUGCUGGGGGGAGACAUGGUGAACCAGAGCUUCAUCUGCGAGCCGGACGACGAGGCCUUCGUGAAAUCCAUCAUCAUCCAGGACUGCAUGUGGAGCGGCUUCUCCGCCGCCGCCAAGCUGGAGAAGGUGGUGUCCGAGAAGCUGGCCUCCUACCAGGCGGCCCGCAGGGAGGGGGCCGCCGGCUCCCGCCUCUGCCCGCCGCCGCCGCCGCCGCCCUCGCAGCCGCCCGGCCUGGCCCCCGCCUCCGCCAGCGCCUACCUGCACGACCUGGGCGCCGCCGCCGCCGACUGCAUAGACCCCUCCGUGGUCUUCCCCUACCCGCUCAGCGAGAGAGCCUCCAAGCCGGGCUCCCCGAGCUCCAGCCCGGCUUCCCUGCUGGGCGAUGACACCCCGCCCACCACCAGCAGCGACUCGGAGGAAGAACCAGAGGAAGAUGAGGAGGAAAUUGAUGUUGUGACAACAAGUGAAUCUGAAUCUAUCACACAACCCACAGAAGAGCACAGUAAGCCACACCACAGUCCACUAGUUCUUAAGCGGUGUCAUGUCCCCAUCCAUCAGCACAAUUAUGCUGCUCCUCCCUCCACCAAACUUGAGUAUCCUUCAGCAAAAAGGAUAAAGUUGGACAAUGGUAGAGUUCUCAAACAAAUCAGUAAUAACCGAAAGUGCUCAAGUCCCCGCACAUCAGACACAGAAGAAAAUGAUAAGAGGCGAACACACAACGUCUUGGAGCGCCAAAGGAGAAAUGAGCUGAAGUUGAGUUUCUUUGCUUUGCGUGACCAAAUACCUGAGGUAGCCAACAAUGAAAAGGCACCCAAAGUUGUCAUCCUUAAAAAAGCCACAGACUAUGUACUUUCUAUUCAAACAGAUGAACACAGACUGAUUGCAGAGAAAGAACAAUUGAGGAAGCGGCGAGAACAGUUGAAACACAAAUUUGAGCAGCUAAGGAACUCUUGUGCAUAGAUUAGAAUAAUCUAAUCCAGACUGAAAUAAAAUAGGAUUUCUAAUAUUACUCUUGAACUAUGCCAGUUCGUAAAGUAUGGAACCAUUGCAAUUGCAUGCUGUUCAAAAUAACUCAAGACUACACAACCUUGGCUGGAUCUUGGAAAGGUUUAGCCAUAACCUCAAAACUGCCUCAUAAUUAAUACUUUGGGCAUAAGGACAGAUGGGACUUUUCUUCAUGCUUGGGGAUGAACUUUUCAAUUUUGUUCUUUGAAAAUUUUGUAUUUAAGUCAUUUUUCUUAAGACAAUUCCAAAAAGUUGUCCUCAACUGGCUGUAUAUAUUUACAUACCUUAUUGCUAUGUCCAUACCUUUAUUAAAGUCUUUAUAGACAAAUGUGCAACAUUUGUGAUACUCGGUGGUUGUGGCAACUGGGUUUAUACUUGUUUUGAACUUCUGUGCCAGAACAUUUCACCGGUUUGUGUGUUUUAUUUAAAUACAUUUUUCUUUUAAAAAUUGAUUUAUUUUGUUUUUAGACAAAUAAAUAAAUUGCCCAAAAUAUAAUUAGUUAAACCAUG